Messenger RNA from Penicillium angulare, 456 nucleotides. RefSeq names its product GNAT family N-acetyltransferase. The record is from RefSeq and is a predicted model, not a curated record. The coding region runs from base 1 to 456 and encodes 151 amino acids. The transcript has a single exon. Lineage: Eukaryota; Fungi; Ascomycota; Eurotiomycetes; Eurotiales; Aspergillaceae. Gene Ontology annotation, molecular function: acyltransferase activity, transferring groups other than amino-acyl groups.
AUGGCAUCCUCCGAUGAUUUCGGUCUCCCACAAGAAUAUUCCCUCCAUUUCGGUUAUCCUUCCGUCGCCCACUAUCUGGGUCUUCGCUCCGCGACCGGUCUCUCCCCCAAAACACCAUCGCAAGCGGCAGCAAUAUCGACCGGAAGUUGGUUCGGGUGCUAUAUCACCUUUGAUGAUGCAGGACAUGGAUCGCAAAUAAUAGGGAUGGGUCGAGUGAUUGGAGAUGGCGGCUGGUAUUUUCAUAUCGCGGACAUGGCUAUUCAUCCUCAACACCAGAAGAAGGGGCUCGGAGAUAUUGUUUUGAAAGUGUUGCUUCAAAGGAUUAAACAGGAGGCACCAACGGAUGGCAAGCCUUAUAUAUCAUUAUUUGCUGACGAAGCUGGGAGACGACUAUAUUUCAAAAAUGGCUUCGUUGAAGCAGCCCCGGGACAAAUGGGAAUGGUCUUGAAGUCCUAG